Molecule: messenger RNA, 1791 nt
Organism: Colletotrichum spaethianum
Lineage: Eukaryota; Fungi; Ascomycota; Sordariomycetes; Glomerellales; Glomerellaceae
Product: peptide transporter PTR2
Exons: 4
Coding region: 1-1791 (596 amino acids)
Biological process (GO): transmembrane transport; oligopeptide transport
Cellular component (GO): plasma membrane; fungal-type vacuole
Molecular function (GO): tripeptide transmembrane transporter activity; dipeptide transmembrane transporter activity
Source: RefSeq, a predicted model, not a curated record
AUGGCCCAGAACCACGAGGACACGGCCGCCGAGCUCCACGAGACGCUGGGUGAGCGUCUGCCACACAAGGAAAUAACUGAUCUAGCAGGCGGCUACAUUAUGCCAGCUGACGCCGAGAAGAAGCAGCCCAUGUCUCCCAGCAACGCAGACUCAGAGUCCGGCCCAACGCCUGAUGGCGAUGAGCCUAAUGAGUACGAGAAGGGCUCCCUCCGCCGUAUCGGGGAGAACCUUCCCGCCUCAGCCUUCCUCAUUGCCGUUGUUGAGCUUACUGAGCGUUUUACCUACUAUGGCGCUCAGGGUCUGUUCCAGAACUACAUUAACAAUGACCCCAAUGGAGUCGAUGGCCCUAAGGGUCUUGGAAUGGGACACCAGGCCGCAACUGGUCUAAACUUGUUCUUCCAAUGGUUCUGCUAUGUUACGCCAAUCUUGGGUGCCAUCAUUGCUGAUCAGUACCUUGGAAAGUACAAGACCAUCUUGGUCUUCUGCGCCUUCUACUGGGUUGGUCUGGUGAUUCUUUGGACUACGUCCCUGCCGGUGGCCAUGGAGAAUGGUGCUGGCAAAGCUGGCUACAUUGUUGCCAUCAUUGUGAUCGGUCUCGGCACUGGAGGCAUCAAAUCCAACAUCGCCCCCUUGAUCGCUGACCAGUAUCAACGUCGCGUCAUGGCCGUCAAGACGGAGUCCAACGGCGAGCGCGUCAUCAUCGACCCCGCCAUCACAUACCAGCGCAUCUACAUGAUUUUCUACUGGUGUAUUAACUUGGGAUCUCUAUCGCUGAUGGCCACUCCCUUCAUGGAGAAGUACAAGGGCUUCUGGACCGCAUACCUGAUGUGUUUCUGUGUAUUCAACAUUGGAAUCGCGACUUUGGUGCUCCGUCGUAAGACAUUCGUCAACCGCCCACCCCAAGGGUCCGUCAUCACCGAUGCGUUUAAGGCGCUUGGUAUGAUGAUUGCAUCUCGUAACAUGGAUGCCGCCAAACCCUCAUGGCGUGCUGCCAAUGGCAAGGAGAAGCCCGUUCCCUGGAAUGAUCACUUUGUUGAGGAGCUUAAGCGUGCUCUCAGGGCCUGCAAGGUCUUCGUGUUUUACCCGAUUUUCUGGGUUUGCUACGGCCAAUUCUCGACCAACUUUGUCACCCAAGCUGGACAAAUGGAGGGACACGGCAUGCCAAACGAUUUCAUGCAGAACUUCGAUCCCAUCUCGAUUUUGGUCUUCACCCCGCUCCUCGAAAAGGCCAUCUACCCACUUCUGCGGAAGUUUGGCAUCGAGCUCAAGCCCAUCAUGCGCAUCACCAUUGGUUUCUGGCUCGCCGCCAUCUGCCUUGCCUACGCAGCCAUCGUCCAGCACCUUAUCUACACCGCUGGUCCUUGCUACGAAUCUCCUGGCAACUGUCCCGAGGGCAUGAGCGGGGGUGCCUCGCUUCCCAACCACGUCCACAUCGCAGUCCAAACUCCUGCUUACGUCUUCAUCGGAUUAUCUGAGAUUUUCAUCUCAGUCACGGGUCUCGAGUACGCAUACACUAAGGCCCCUCCCAACAUGAAGUCUUUCGUCCAGAGUAUUUAUCUCUUCACCAACGCCUUCGGUUCAGCCAUUUCCGAGGCCCUAGUUUCGGUUGCGGUUGACCCUAAGUUCUUGUGGAUGUACACUGGUGUGGCAUGCUUCUCGUUCGUGAUUGGAUUCGUCUUCUACUUCACUUUCCGUCAUUACGAUGCCGAGGAGGACAAGAUGUACGAACUGGACCGUGAUCAACCCGUCUGGAACCCUGAGGGAGCCAAGCAGGUUGAUAACGAUGAUUAG